AUGGCAACUGGCAUCCUCCGUGUCGACGGCAAUGAAGUCGUAGACGCUGAUGGCAAUGAGGUUAUCCUGCGUGGAGCGGCCAUUGGAGGUUGGAUGAACAUGGAAAACUUCAUCACCGGGUACCCAGCGCACGAGUCUCAGCACCGCGCAGCCAUGCUCAAGGUCCUCGGGCCCGAGAAGUACGAGUUCUUCUUCGACAAGUGGCUCGAGUAUUUUUUCACCGAGGCAGACGCGAAAUUCUUCGCGGGCUUAGGGCUAAACUGCAUCCGGAUCCCGUUCAACUACCGCCAUUUCGAGGAUGAUAUGAACCCGCGUGUGCUUAAGGAAAGAGGGUUCAAGCACUUGGAUCGGGUGGUGGAGUUGUGCGCCAAACAAAAGAUCUACACGAUCCUCGAUAUGCACACGACCCCCGGCGGCCAGAACCCCGAUUGGCAUUCCGAUAACCGCACGAAUCACGCCGCGUUCUGGGACUACAAGGAUCAUCAGGACCGCACCGUUUGGCUGUGGGAGCAGAUUGCAGCGCGGUAUAAGGGCAAUCCCUGGGUUGCGGGGUAUAAUCCGCUCAAUGAGCCAUGUGAUCCUGAACAUGUUCGGCUCCCGGCGUUCUAUGAGCGUGUCGAGAAGGCGAUUCGGGCUGUGGAUCCGGACCAUAUCCUGUGGCUGGAUGGGAAUACCUUUGCGAUGGAGUGGAGGGGGUUCGAUAAAGUGUUGCCGAAUUGCGUCUAUGCCAUGCAUGACUAUGCGUCCAUGGGUUUCCCAACGGGCCCACGGUACAACGCAACCCCCGAGCAAAACGACUACCUGGAGCGGCAAUUCCUGCGCAAAGCAGAGUUCAUGAAGAGCAACAACACGCCGAUCUGGAACGGCGAAUUCGGUCCCGUCUACGCAAACCCAAGUGCCGACGCUGACGCCACAUCGAUAAACCAAUCCCGCUAUAACCUCCUCGGCGAGCAACUGCGCAUCUACGACAAGUACAAGAUCCACUGGUCCAUUUGGCUGUACAAGGACAUCGGGCUGCAGGGGAUGAUCCACACGAGCCCGGACAGCGCCUGGAACAAACUCAUCCAGCCGUUUUUGGAGAAGAAGAAAGCGCUUAUGCUGGAUCACUGGGGACGGGAUUCUGCUGUUGCAAGUGAAGCGGAGGGUGUGCUGAGGCCGCUUGUGGAGUGGAUUGAUAAGGUCAGUCCGAGCGCGAAGGAGACGUAUCCGACGCCGUGGAAUACGGAGAGGCAUUUGCUUCGCGCUGUAUUUCAGACGUUUUUGGCGGGUUCGUUUGCGGAUGAGUUUGCGGGGUUGUUUGCGGGGUUGGAUGAGAGAGCUUUGGAGGAGUUGGCGAGGAGCUUUGCGUUUGAGGAGUGUGUGCAGCGGGAGGGCCUUAAUGAGAUUCUUAGAGGGCAUGCGAAUGUGGCAGGGAACUAG
This is a messenger RNA of Aspergillus mulundensis, 1419 nucleotides long. Its product is annotated as glycoside hydrolase family 5 protein. Gene Ontology annotation, biological process: glucan catabolic process. Bases 1 to 1419 code for a protein of 472 amino acids. Gene Ontology annotation, molecular function: beta-glucosidase activity. The record is from RefSeq and is a predicted model, not a curated record. Gene Ontology annotation, cellular component: extracellular region; cell surface. Lineage: Eukaryota; Fungi; Ascomycota; Eurotiomycetes; Eurotiales; Aspergillaceae. The transcript is spliced from 4 exons.